Molecule: messenger RNA, 5401 nt
Organism: Diceros bicornis minor
Lineage: Eukaryota; Metazoa; Chordata; Mammalia; Perissodactyla; Rhinocerotidae
Gene: DNAJC3
Product: DnaJ heat shock protein family (Hsp40) member C3
Exons: 12
Coding region: 108-1622 (504 amino acids)
Biological process (GO): protein folding in endoplasmic reticulum
Cellular component (GO): endoplasmic reticulum
Molecular function (GO): protein-folding chaperone binding; misfolded protein binding
Source: RefSeq, a predicted model, not a curated record
GGCCUGAGCGAGAGCGGACGGCGGGCGGGCGCAGCUGCAGCUUGAGUGGCGGCGGGGACUCCUGGGCCCCGCACCGUUGUGCCUUCUCACCGCCCGCGCCCUCGGACAUGGUGGCCCCCGGCUCUGUGACCAGCCGGCUGGGCUCGGUGUUCCCCUUCCUGCUGGUCCUGGUCGACCUGCAGUACGAAGGUGCUGAAUGUGGAGUAAAUGCAGAUGUUGAGAAACAUCUUGAAUUGGGCAAGAAAUUACUUGCAGCGGGACAGCUAGCUGAUGCUUUAUCUCAGUUUCAUGCUGCAGUAGAUGGUGACCCUGAUAACUAUAUUGCUUACUAUCGAAGAGCUACUGUGUUUUUAGCUAUGGGCAAAUCAAAAGCAGCACUUCCUGAUUUAACUAAAGUGAUUGAAUUGAAGAUGGAUUUCACUGCAGCAAGGUUACAGAGAGGUCACUUACUACUCAAACAAGGAAAACUCGAUGAGGCAGAAGAUGAUUUUAAAAAAGUGCUCAAAUCAAAUCCAAGUGAGAAUGAAGAAAAGGAAGCCCAGGCCCAACUUAUAAAAUCUGAUGAAAUGCAGCGUUUGCGUUCACUAGCACUUGAUGCUUUUGAAAGCUCGGAUUAUACUGCUGCUAUAACCUUCCUUGAUAAGAUUUUAGAGGUUUGUGUUUGGGAUGCAGAACUACGGGAACUUCGAGCUGAAUGUUUUAUAAAAGAAGGGGAACCUAGGAAAGCAAUAAGUGACUUAAAAGCUGCAUCAAAAUUGAAGAAUGAUAAUACUGAGGCUUUUUAUAAAAUCAGCACAUUAUACUAUCAACUAGGCGACCAUGAACUGUCCCUCAGUGAAGUUCGUGAAUGUCUUAAACUUGACCAGGAUCAUAAAAGGUGUUUUGCACACUAUAAACAAGUAAAGAAACUUAAUAAGCUGAUUGAGUCAGCUGAAGAGCUCAUCAGAGAUGGCAGGUACACCGAUGCGACCAGCAAAUAUGAAUCUGUCAUGAAAACAGAGCCAAGUGUUUCUGAAUAUACAAUUCGUUCAAAGGAAAGAAUUUGCCACUGCUUUUCUAAGGAUGAGAAGCCUGUUGAAGCCAUUCGAGUGUGUUCUGAAGUUUUACAGAUGGAACCUGACAAUGUGAAUGCUCUGAAGGAUCGAGCAGAAGCCUAUUUAAUAGAAGAAAUGUAUGAUGAAGCUAUUCAGGAUUACGAAACUGCUCAGGAACACAAUGAAAACGAUCAGCAGAUUCGGGAAGGUCUAGAGAAAGCACAAAGACUAUUGAAACAGUCGCAGAAACGAGAUUAUUAUAAAAUCUUGGGAGUAAAAAGAAAUGCCAAAAAGCAAGAAAUCAUUAAAGCAUACCGAAAAUUAGCAAUGCAGUGGCACCCAGAUAACUUCCAGAAUGAAGAAGAAAAGAAAAAAGCUGAGAAAAAGUUCAUCGACAUAGCAGCUGCUAAAGAAGUCCUCUCUGAUCCAGAAAUGAGGAAGAAGUUUGACGACGGAGAAGAUCCCCUGGAUGCAGAGAGCCAACAAGGAGGCGGUGGCAGCCCUUUCCACAGAAGCUGGAACUCAUGGCAGGGGUUCAAUCCCUUCAGUUCAGGCGGACCUUUUAGGUUUAAAUUCCACUUCAAUUAAACCAGCUGUUUUUCUGGCCUUCUUAAUUUUUUUUAAAGAUUAAAAACAAAGAAACCUUGUUCCGGGAUCCUAAUGAAAAAAUUUCAAAUCUUUCAGUUUGUCCAUGACCAAAGAGUUGUUUUAAGAGGAAAAAUCUGUUCUUAUCCAUUUUAGACUUGAGGUUGAUGGGUUUGCGAGGGCAGGGAGGUGAGGAAUGGUUCCAUGUCUGACAAAGCAGCCUGUGUCUGUUGGAGUGUCUGGAAGAAGUGGUCUGAGGCAGACUCAGCUGUGCAAGUGCUCACAUAUUUUGCAUUUUUCUACCCUGGAGCAUGUAGAAAUUAUUCUUUUCUUCACGGUCUUGCAUAGUAUGUCAGUGCUACACGUGUAAGGAGCUAUAAUCUUCAUGAGAAUGGGUUGUGUUUCAGGAUUCUUAAAGAGAAUAUUAACAUUUUGAGCUGUAUGUUCUUGGGGACAACUUUGCUGAGGUUUUGGUCAGUCCAGUCACUUGCAACUAUCUGUUAAAUUUCAGAGCCUCCUUUAAUCUACAUGCGUUUCCAUCUCUACUGGCCCAAACGUGGCUGUCAUUGAAGGAGGGACAGAGCGCAUCUUUUAGAAAACCUGCACCAAAUGGUUGUUGAUGUAGCCAGGUUUAAACUUUGGAUUGAUGUUAAGCAUAUAUUUUAUGUUUUUUUUGUUCAGUACCUGCAAGAGAAUACUGAAAACUACCGAAACAGAAUUAAUUGUAAAAACCUAUGGGCCCUUUUGUUUAAUAUGAAACACAACAAAUUAACUAAAAGAUAAGUAAUAUAUAAAAUAGCUUUAGAUAAUAUUGCAGUGGUAUUAUUUAAAAUAAUAUUGCUGAAGUGCAGAAUGAAAUGCUUUAACAACUGAAGUUGUGAAUUAAACAGAAUUUCCUGUAACAGCAUUGGCUUAGAAAUGUAAAGUUGCACAGUCAACAUAAAUAAACAGAAUGCCAUGUUUCCCACUUUUAAUGAAUACAGUGGGCAGCUUCUCCUCCGUCCUGGCCGAGCCUCUAGGACUGCAGUGACUCCCACGUGGGCCCUGUUUGAGGUGGGGGUGGACAGCAGCCCUGCCCCUUCACCAGACCUGAUGCCUCUGCAUGUUCCUCCUGCCUAUAAGAAAGUACAGGUUUACACAUCUACUUAGUUCUGGCUGUAUUUCCACUCUCGAGAGGGCAUCUCUUCUUGGAGUACCUUCUUCUUACCUUUUAAGAAUUGAACUAUUCACUCUUUGUAUACUGGAUAAUUUUUUCCCUAAAAAAGGAGUGUUAAUCAAGAAUAUUAAAUAUUUAUGGAACUAAUGAUGCUGCAUUUAAAAUCUAAGAGAAUUACUUUAGAUAAGAAUUAUUACCCUUAUUCUGGAAAGAUUUUUUGUUUUUGCCUUAGAGUAUUUUGAAGCAUUUUAAGCAGGGUCUAAUAAUAUAUUAUUUGUAUGAAAUCAAGCAUUUUCAUUUUAGUUGUGGGAGGCAUCCUGAUCACUAAUGUCUACAAUAGCCAAGCACAAAUCGUUUUCUUUUAUAGUUAUCCUGAAACAUAUGUGGAAAAAAAUUUUUUAAACUCAGAGAAAUCACAUAGUUGAGUAAAACACGUUAAGUGCUUUUUGCAUCUAUUUAAAAGUCUAUUUCUUACCAAUAAACUUAACUGCAUUUUGAAAACUAGUGAACAGCUUGUAGCUUUCAUUUUAUUUUAAUGUCUCAAAAUUCAAACCAGUGUGAAAAUAAUUUCCAAGGGAAAUGCACUUUUGUUUAAUCUCAGUAAUCUCACUACUUCACUAGUUAUAGCAACGUUUUUUUUCAAUCUGGUUCUUUCAUAUAUGAUGUCACUGUGACCUCUUUGAAAUCUAGCAAGGGCCUCUACCUACUUUCAAAAGAAUUUUCGCACAGAAUCUGAACAAAGGGAAUAUCAAAUCACUUGCCUUUCCAUUCGGAGGAGAGGACGAAAAGUUGCCAACAAGGAGCCAGAGGGAGUCGGAUGGUUGAGGGCUGGGCGGCACGGGAGAUGUGUCCCCGCACCUGGUCCCUCGCUGCCUGCUGGGCUGCUGCCCAGAGGGUUGUUUGCAUUGUUUUUUCUCCACUUGUAAUGACCAUAAUUCCUGUUCCUCAAGUCUUGCUGUGGAUUUCAUUUAGUGGAUUUAACUGUAACUGAAAGGUGUAGUUACUUGCUUGUUUUCAGUGAAAGAGGGGAAGCUAUGGUGCCACCUGCCAACGCCACUGAGAUAUUAAGUCUCUGGAGUCUGUUGCUUUGCUGAUUAAGGAAGAAGAUAAUGACCUUGAACUUCCAGCCUUGACAGGGGUCAGCGGUCUUCUGGUAUCCAGCUCAGUGGAAGGGCAGUCAUCCAUGCAUUCCUUGACAGUGACUGAGAACUCCGGGUGUGUGAAGGGACAGUCCUUCCUCCUGCCAGCCUGAUGGUGGAGCUCAUUGAGCAAUGAGGAGUGUGUGACUGAAGAAGCAUUUGAUUUGUUUUUGGGCUACUUCUACUUACCAGUUUCCAUUUUCUGUUUUUGGGGACUGCAGUUGCCUAGUAGCCUUUGUGGCUCUUUCUGGAAAAGUAAAAUCAGAGGGGUACCUAGCCUUAGCUGUAUUACGUUCCCUUUGUAAACGCCUCCCUUCUUUUCUGGUGAGCUCCAGAAGUGAAGUAUCGCUGGUCUGUACAUUGUGGACAUUUUCCACAGCAGCAGGUAUUACACACAUCAGCCUAUACACGUGAAUAAGUUCUAAAAAGAGGUAAAUUAUUACCCAAUUUUGAAAGUUUAUGCUUUCUUAUCAUGGAUAAAUGAAAACUUGAAAACAGCUUCAAUAGUUUACUAAUAUGAAAUGGAUGUAACAUAAUACUAAUUUUAAAAUGUCUUUCUCUUUAGACAGUAUUAAAAGUUUAUUUUAAAUAUCAGUAUGAAAACAGAACUUUUUGGGACUCUGAUCAUGGAAUGUAAAAACCCACAAUUUUUUGUAAAAACCCACAAUUUUUUUAAGAGACAAAUACUACUGAUAACCAAGUAGACCAAAAAAAGCUAACAGAAUCACAAUUUGAAAUUGGCACCAUUUUCUAUUCAUGGUAGAAAAGGAAAGAUUUCACCUUUAAAGGCAUGAAUUUGUAUGUGACACUUAUCAAAAAAAUGCCUAAGAUGCUUAUGUUAAAAACAGCUCCUCAGUCAGGUCUGUGUUAGAGCCGACUGCUGUAAAAGGUAUAGGGCACUGGUGAUGGGCCUUGCGGCAAGUUUUCAUUAAGUACAUAUCAGCGGUAAAACCUAGAGAAAUUCAUGCAACUUUGUUCAAUGUAAUUGACUUUUCCAUAUUUAUAAAGGAAGGAGGAAGGCAAAUGCUAAUUUGUCAACAAACAAUAUGCUUAUUCUAAGAUCAUUCCUUUUUUGUUAGUAGCAGAGUUUAUUCUGUAAUUGCAAAUGACAUUAUUAGGUGGGGAUAAUAUUUUUAUGGAUGAUCUCAUUUGUUGAAUGAUUUAAGAGUAAAAUUAGCCACUGCGUGGCUCUGUGUCUAGUAUCAGGUUUUGUUGCACUCGCCUUGGUUGACCCUCUCACUGGCAGUGGAAAGCAGAGCGUGGAGUAGGGAAAAACUGGAGAUGUCUGAUGUUAAAAUAUUACUCCUACCGUGAGGCUAUAUUGGUUUUGAAUGCGACAAAACUAAGUAACUUAAUCCAUCUCAAUUUAGUGUUUUAAUAAAAAAAACUGAAAAUUAAUUGAAAUGGGUCUCAGACAUGUCUACAAAUAUGGGUACUAUUUUUAUGCCCGUGUAUUUUCACAUUUAAUAAAAAUAUUUAUGGUCAAA